GACAAUGACGCGCUUUUCGACUUUCCAACUGCCUAAAAAAUUCUCGCAGCGUUGAAAAUAUGAUGAAGACUUCCACUGCUUCCAGGACUUUUGCGCUUGCCAGAUCCUGCAGGGCGGUAACAUCUUCACACCGCGGCGCUGCUCCGCUAAUACUACGUUUUCCGUCACUGAUCGCGUGGCAGUUCAUCUUGUUCUUUUGCGCAAUCGAUUAUACGUGGAUUUUUUUUGAAGAACCAGGACGACACGCAGCGGUUGAAAGUUUUUCUCCACCGUUAGAAGAACAAAGAAGCAACAGCAAUAAACUUUUUGCCGUUGCAGAGAAGCAAGGACAUCAACAGCAGCAACAGUCCUCUGCAGCUUUGCAGGACGAAGAAGAGGCGGCUGGUGAAAUAAACACGGUGAACAAGAAGAACAGUGCCGCACAAUUUUUGGAACCAGGAGCAGAGGAUGGAGAAGGACAGCUGGCGCAGAAUUUUGGUCGUGUGUUGGGGCAAAAACAAAAAUCUGGGCCACCGCUUCCUAAAACAAAUCAGAAGACGCAAGGAGAAAAAUUCCAAUGGUUCGAGAACAAGAACGACGUUGUCUCUAGUACUACAAAUUCCAAAAGCCUUUACCCGGUCCAGUAUGACCAAACGCCAGAACAUCAAGCUUCCGCUGGGGCGACACGUGUGGCGAAAAAUAGCCGAGGCGGUGCCUCCUCCGCAAGUACUUCUAAAGCGCACAGCGGUGUUGUUCACAGCGCCCCGACGAGCGACGCAACCACCAGCAGCAGUAGAGCAAGACCUACUGCACCCAUUCACCUCCCCACUCCGCACCCACAGUUGCAGCAAGGGAAGAAUUUAGUAAAUGCUGACGUAGUGGCCGCACCCCCGCAACUCGCAGGUGGAAACGACCUCACUAGACCAGGAUUAGGAGCCGCGGAACUACUUCCUGCUUCUACAGAAGGUCGCACAACAUCAAGUAGCAGUGCCUCAGAUCAUCAUGUUUUGCGGGUAGUUCCAAACGACUUUACUGGCGGCCGCCAUUCUGCAGCUUUUGCUGGAGCGCCACAAGGUAGUGGUCCGCCGGGCAACUCUGCGGGUCCUGGAGGCCCCUUCUCGGAAGAUGUUGCGGGAGGUGGUGGUGGUAGUCCUCCGGGUUCGUUUUCACCGGAUCAAUUGCACGAUCGUCCCAGCAUCGUGCUGUCAGACGAUAGCGGCGCAAAGAAGGACUUCUACACGUCGGCGGGAAAAAAUAAGUUGCAGAGUGACCACGCCUAGAGAUUGUAAAAGUGUCUGGGUCUGGAAGGUUGGAACUUGUAAUGCUAGCUUUCCAUACCGAGAAAAUCUGUAUUGCAUAACCAACAAAAGUCGCAGCCUCUUUUGUGAUGCAAAAACGCAGCUUCUCAUGCGGAUUGCCUAUGCGAGAGCGUUUUGGAAAGUUGUAAUGCCGGACUGCAUUCGGAAGUGUUUUCAUCAUGCACAUUUUAGCAUCACAAACUUCCAUACCCAUACAUUUUUACAUUCGAUAAUGCCCGCGGCUCGUCACCGGGCGGAACUGACCACCCCGCUCCACCAAUCACUGGGGGAGCAGGGGGGCCAGAAAUGCUUGUUCACGACAAUCUUCUUCACCCUGCGCGGGCGUCUUUAUCUCAUCAAGUGCCGCACAACGUGCUGUUUAAAAAACACCCGCAGACCAGCAACGAACACAUCAGAGAAGCAAGGGAGGGACACGAAAUACCCCCGCCGCAGCAGGCUAAAAACGAGACCGGUAAGAAUGAAACAGGGAGCAACAACAACAAUUCCGGAAGAAGCGGGGAAUUGGGUUGCUGCAACGGGGCGUGGAUGUGGUGUUUGCUUUUCUUGGUCCUCAAGGCCGCCUGCAUUCUGUUUGUCUGCGUGUGCUGCAGCCUCGGGCCAUGGAGCACCGAGGACAUGGAUACGCACCCGUUGUUCGCAGCAAGCAAGCCAAACGUGCUAUCAAAAUCAAAAAUCCCCCCACCCCACAUCAAAACGAAGUCUGUGAUGCUGGAUUUGCGUACACAAAUCAGAUUUGUCUUGCUGGAGAGGACUGCAGGCCCAUACCAAGCCUGAGUAGGUAGGUUUUGGACUAGGCUCUUCGCAUGAGAAACGGCUGCGCUGUAGGCCCAACAGCAUCACAAACCGCCUGCAUAAUGCGGCGGAGCCUGUGGAGUUGCCUUCUUGCAAGACAGAGAUGAUUUGUGGUCGCAAAUCAGCAUUGCAAAUUUUCUGCGACGUACCUUCUCGAUAUGGGGAGGGGGGAUUUUUCCUCACAAUACGUGAACACCAGCUUGGACAUGCGGUCCGCGCCCGGGGCCCUGAACUACCGAAAGAGCGAUCGGGAUCGAGACACCGCGCAACCGGGGGUCGGGGAGUUGCAGAGCGCGGGACCCAUGAGCUCCAUGCUGGAGGGAGUCCGGGCGAAAAUGAAAGAUGACAAUUUGAACAAAUCACUUCAGCAACAACAUCCACCACAGGAAGAGCCCAUUGGCCACGCAAAGGACAAACGAACAUUGAAUGUGAAGUUUGCAACCUCACCAGGGGAUGAUAGUGUUGAAAACAGCAGAAGAACGGGUCGUCGCGCAGGGAAAAGCAAGGAUAAAAAUGACGACAGCAGCUCCGAAGCGAACUCCAUGUCAGACGGCGCGAGUAUCACCCCACCUCCUUCGCCGCAAAUCAAGGCUGCCGCGUUGAAUAAAGCAAGCGGAACUACAGUGCUGUCGGGUACAACAGUAACUACUUCUACCAAAGUCGAGGAACAACAAGAAAAAAAGGUGAAGAAGGCAAAAACCAAGGAAGAAAAAGGAGAUCAACUACUCGCGACUGGCAGCAGCAAGGAACGAACGCCAAAAGACGAGAAGGAAAGAAAAGAAUUGAAACUGCAAAAGACGCUGAAGACGCAGGAAUUCUUGGAUAAUAUUAGCGGGGGAACAACGACGAGGACCGGAAAUGCGGAUGACAGGAAAAAAGUUGAUGCAGCGGCAGCUGCGCAGGCUAUCCACAGUAAAUUUCCCGCAAAAGAAGUACAAAUGCGGUGUCUGCAUGGCAAACGGCAAUAAACCUUCAUUCCGCUCAUGAGUUGGCGAAAUUCAAAUUUGUGAUUGCAUUUUGUAGAAAAAACAAGAUUUGCGGGAAAUUAUUUGCAUUGCAUAGUGGUAAAAAACAAGAUUCCGGCAGAGAACAACACCAAACUGGAGCGAAAGCAACCCGACGAGGCACCAUUCGAUAGCGACGCGGAGGACGCUGAGGUCGAGCUGAUUGACGUAACGGGUAGAAAAUCUGAGACGGAUUUAAGCAACGAAGUGUUUGGGAAUUUCAAAGAGCAGCAAGGAAAAAAAACCGUCGCGACGGACGACUCGGAGGAGGUGUGAUGAAGGACCAAGUGAAAGUCUAGUUUAAGUUUUAGUUUACUUAGAGUGAGCACCUAUCUUUUAGAAAGGUGCAGCUUCGUGCUUUAUCGUUCAUGUUUUGAUCAUGAAUGCUGUAUUUUUACCAGUAGACGAGAUGUUGAUUGUACAGAACCGAUUGUACUACCAAACCGAAUUCUCCUCCUCCUGGUGACGAUAGAUACUGCAAAACAAGCUACUUGCUCCUAUCCAGCUUGUUUUCUAAGAACUGCAAAGACACCGAAGCCCCGCGACCUCCCGAGAGCGCGAAUAAA
Molecule: messenger RNA, 3660 nt
Organism: Amoebophrya sp. A120
Lineage: Eukaryota; Dinophyceae; Syndiniales; Amoebophryaceae
Source: the annotation of a GenBank genome assembly